This is a messenger RNA of Moneuplotes crassus, 1030 nucleotides long. The record is from the annotation of a GenBank genome assembly. Lineage: Eukaryota; Ciliophora; Spirotrichea; Euplotida; Euplotidae.
UGAAAAUUCACGAAAAAUGAUAGCAAACUCAUUUAGGAAGAGCAUGACUCCUCGGCCGUGGAUGCGAACCUUACCAAGCCUCUUUUCAAGAGGAUACUUUGGACUAAACACAGAUUUUGAGCAAGGAAAUGAAAUCAAAAGGUUAGCAGAAAAGAGCUGAUAUGAAAUCUUAGGAGUCAAAAAGAACUGCACUGAUGAAGAAGUCAAAGAAGCAUAUGAAUCUCAACUUCAGAAAUUUGAUAAAGAAGCAAAUGAACAAAAUAAAAAGAGAUUUGAUGUUUUACAUGAAGCUUAUCUAACUUUAAAAGUUAAGGAAUCAAGGAAUUGCUAUAAUACUCUUGGUUUAACCAUUCAAUCUGCCUCUGUCCCAAUUCUCGUGAUGAAUAAGUUAAAAUAUCAGACAAGCAAGGUUGAUCGUUAUAUGGAGACUUAUGAACAAAAGAUAAAAGAGUCUCACCCAGAGUACAAAAAGAUCUUCGACUACUCUUCAGAGAAAGCUAUUGAAGUAUUUAGGAAGAGACCCUUCGGGAUUGAUACUGAUGGAGACCCAUACAUCUUGAGGAUCACCCAUCCCAUGAAUAUAUAAUGGUUGAUCUUCAUGUUCAGAAAAAGCAAUUGGAGAGAAAACUUCGUGUUACCAAUCCUGAGGAUAGAUAUUUGUAUAAAUAAAAUCACAUACCCAAGAAUUGUAUAUUGUUCGAACUGUAAAGGAAUAUUAAGCACGGCUGAAUCUAACCAUCAACCUUGAAAACACUGUUAUGGAAAAGGAUAUUUAGAUGAAGAAAAAGAAGAAGAACUUUGGAAUAACCCUUGUAGUUAUUGAUACUCUACAGGCAAAGUAAUUACCAAUGUCUGCCAACAAUGAGAAAAAACCGGCUUUGUUCAUACCACGACAAAGCUUAGUGUUAAAAUACCUGCAGAUGCUUACCAAGGUCAAAUGUUAAGAGUGAAAGGGAAGGGCAAUGGAGUAACAGCUCCAUAUUAUGGAGAUUUGUACCUCAAGGUAAACAUCACUGAUUCUUAAUUGCAA